Messenger RNA from Doryrhamphus excisus (bluestripe pipefish), 1994 nucleotides. The record is from RefSeq and is a predicted model, not a curated record. NCBI's taxonomy places the organism in Eukaryota, Metazoa, Chordata, Actinopteri, Syngnathiformes, Syngnathidae.
CUGAGCCAUAAACCGCCGUGUUUGUGUAAUUGUAGCUGGAUUUUAAUAACAUUAACAACAAUAUUAUAUAACAGCAGGUAGCUAUUUUGACGGUAAUUGCUUGUCUAUUUCGACAACAAGCGAUGUUUGUACUGUUGUUUCUACUUAGUACGUUUUCCCAGAAUGCUUUGUCUCCGCCAGCUGUCGGGGGUUUGCUUCUUAUAAUGCCCGGAACACACCGACGUUUACAGACCCGCCUUUGAUCGUCCUCUUUUAAGUGUAACUGGGACGCCCGGGUGUCAAUAGCUACACGUCUAGCCUUUCGUCUCCUAACGUCAAUUGAGUUGGGAUAAGUCAAUUAGUAUUAGUUUCUUUCGAAUGUAAUACAGUAUAUUCUUCAUUGCAUACAAAGUCAAAGUCAGUUUUCGUUUUUUUAAUUAAUUGCGGGAAAGUUACCAAUAUCUGCACAGUUGACCUUGGAUGCUAAUUCUAGCUCUAUGCUGACCACCUAGCUUCCAUGCUAGCUUGAGUCAACUCGGUUAACUUUUAUUAUUCACUGGAAGAUGGAGGACCAAGCCUACACGGACAUUUCUGGCAGAACAAUAUCCCUGGAGUGUCAAAAUCACUCUGGCUUUUGCAGGGAGUUCACUGUCAGCUCCCCUAAAGUGUCCAUCGGUAAGGUGAUGGUGUACACCUGCUCUGUUUGGCUAGCUGCAUAUACCGUGUUCUUCUUCACACAAAACACUGCCGUGCUGUCCUGUGCCAUCCUGGUCACCCUGGUGGGAAUGAUGCUCCACAUUCACUUUGUGAAGGUGGAUCACGAGUCGGUGCUCAUCAUCGGCUCUGUGGGCAUCCAGGUGUCCUCCAGCUACGCCUCGGGUCGGGAGACAAGCACUUUCAUUGAAAUGAGCCGAGUCAAGGACAUCGCCAUCAAUGAAGCUGUGUACAUGCAUCAAAUCAUUUACUACCUAUGCAUACUUCUGAAGGACCCUUCUACUCCUGAUGGAGUUUCACAUGUCGUUCCAUUGUUUCAGAGCUCCAAGCCAAGGCUGAACUGUUUGGUGAAAGUUUACAAAAGCUGUCAGGAGAUUCUCUCCACGUGCUAACAGGAGUCAAAGCCAAGCCAGGUCAUGAUUUCAAACAUUAUUUGCUCAUUUUACUUUCCAUUUUUUCCUCCUUUUCUCAUGGUAGGUCCACUCGCACAACAUUAGGUACACAUGUAAGGGCUGUAAGCUUCUGUAAAGGUAAUGCUUACUUUGAAUGGACAUAUUGUUAAACGAAUACCUCUUAAUACUGAGCGUUACUAUUUGUAUAAAGGCAUUAUUUUUAUGCUGCUGGUGUAGCUAAUCAAGUCCCUUAUGAGUGUGUGUGUGUGUGUGUGUGUGUGUGCAACAAUAAUAUUGUUACAGUAUAAUUGCACUGUUGGAUGUUUGCUUUCAAUCAGGGGUGUCCAAACUUUUUCCCACAAUGACGUGCCACGGGCCUGUAAAAAAACAAGCUGUGAACCGCAAAUGACUCCCGGGCUGCACUUUGGACACCCCUGCUUUAAAUUGUAUAGAAAAGUUUGCCAGUUUAAAGUAUAACACACUAGCUUUUCAAAUUGAGUGCCAAAAUAGAAUAGUUUUCUUUGGGAUAUUAUUUAAAUAUAAUACAUAUAUUUUCUUGUACUUUCCACAUACUUUCCCACAUAAAAAUUUGAAAGAAAAAUGUGGCGUCACUUGACAUUUAUUUGUUGACUUCCAAAAAGUCUGGAACUGUUGUACAUAGAUUUCUCCUGCAGGUGGCAGCACCAGGCUGACAUGCAACACAGUGAGUCAAUAAACAGAUAUAUUUUGUAUGUUGUACUAUUUCAAGGAACACCACUUAAAUUGGUGUAUUUGUGUGUUGUCUGUGUAGUAAUGUCAAACAAUGUGGCUGUCAAUCAAACUGCUUUCCCUGAGACCCCCUUCGCCAGUAAUUACCGCAAUGCUUGCAUUAAACGGCCACUAAGAUUCAUUAACCAAGUGCCAAAGCCC